GUUCUCGGCCCCCAACUACUAGAGCCACAGAUUUAAAGUAGUUCAUGUUUACUAUGCUAGAGCGUGGAAACUCACAAGUCACAAUCAGUCUAGUAGUGUCAGUCCCUCAGUUACCAUGUUGCACUCCUCCAUCCGUCCCUAUCCCUACUGUCCUACGUAGGGCCAGUUGUCCUUCACUGCGCAAGCGCUAGACAAUCAAGCCCUGCGCCCUUCUAAACCCUACACGUGACUCAGACCCUUCCGUCGAUAAAACCAGUCGGUGCUUCUCACAACAAACUCACGCCUUGAAUUAUUUGUUGACAUCACAGGUUUUGUGUUAAAAACUGCGUUGUAUUCACGUGAAAAAAGAGGGUUUUAGUGACAAUCUGAAUUGUGUGCUUGAACGUUUUUUAGCGUGUGCGUUAUUUUUAGUGUUACGUGUAUGCUACCUGCCUAGUUGAAAUAAUGUUAUCGAGCUGGCUAUGCUGCCUGAAAUGGGAGCUGCAUCUUGUUCCCCUGAGUCUUCUUCUCAUCUGCCUGCUGCCCCUCGCUUCCAACAACAAGCUCCGCUACCAUGGCUGCUUUAUUGUCUAUGUUGUCCUCGUGUCGCUGCUGGCCAUCGUCCUUAUGCCUGUCUUCAUUUUCAGGCCAAAGAAUGUCUACAACUCACUAAUGGCAGCUAAUAUAGCAAGACUGACUUCGAAACUGAUUGGAAUCAAUUGGAUUCUGAGGAGAGGUGAAGUUAUCAAGGAGGAGAGGGGAGCCAUCAUUGUAUCCAACCAUCAGUCAAUGUUCGACAUUCUGGGCAUGUUCGACAUCUGGCACGUUAUGGACAAAUGUGCAGCGAUUGCGAAAAAAGAGAUAUUUUACGUGUGGCCGUUUGGGCUGGCAGCCUGGCUUGCCGGGGUGGUUUUCAUUGACCGGCUCAAUGGCAAGGUGGCCAACAAACAGUUGUCCGAAAUAUCUAAACAAGUUUUCUCCAACAAUAUCAAGAUGUGGAUUUUCCCAGAGGGAACAAGGAAUCGAAACAGAGACAAGUUCUUGCCCUUCAAGAAGGGUGCUUUCAAGUUGGCCAUUCACUGUCAAGUGCCUAUUCUUCCAGUGGUGUUAUCGCCCUACUAUUUUGUCAACGAUGAGAAGAAAUACUUUGGCAGAGGAGACAUUAUCAUAUCCUGUCUGGACCCCAUCUCGACAGAAGGCAUGACAGAAGAUGACAUAGAAAAACUUAUGGAGAAAACUAGAGAGGUGAUGUCAAAGCAUUACGACCAACUCAAAGAAGAAGUCUACAAGAAACAGCAGUCCAACUACUCUUCCGAUCAGAACAGAUAGAUUUUAACAAAUUUGAAAAAAAAUGUAAAUAAGUCUCUCUGAUGUUCCUCAUCUCGAGAGUUGUCGUUUUUAAUAUUUAGGACCAUGUUGGAAAAUAUUCAUUUGAGUUAAUUUUAAACUCAUAUUGUUUUAUUGUAACCGCUACCAUUUGUUAUUAGUUGGGAUAUUUUUUCUAUGUUUUGGGGAAACGUGUACCAACUUUUUGUUAUAAGUUGUUGUUGAUUUUUUACCAGAUAUUUAUUAUUACUGAGCUACAAAGCGAGUUCUUCAUUAUUUUCUAAUUUUGUAGAUUAAUUUCUGAACAAGAGAGGCUUCUCAAAAGAAAACUCAAAUCUGUUUUGAAGUAGUCUUUAAAUAGUCUGCAUGAUUAAAGAUUCAAUAAUCAUUUAAUCAUUAUAAGGAAUCUUCAAAAUCCCUUUUCUUCUACUGAUCAAAUAUUGUGAAAAUUAAGACUGUCUUUACAGUGGCAAUAAUAUAGUUUGAUAGGUUUUUCGAAUUUAUGAUGUCAAGAUUUAUGAAUAUUGAGUAAUUGAGUACAUAUAUUUGUCCUGUGAGUAUAAUGUUAUAUCAAUAUGAAUGUGUCUUUCUAAACUGUGAUAGAGUAAAGCUGAUAUUUUAUAGUAUACUCAUUGAAUAUUUGUGUAAAAUACUCUAUCCUAAAUGUAUGAUAAAUGAUAAUAUAAUGUUCGAAUUUCAACUAUAGUGCGAUUCUCUUCAUAUUGUCAGCAUUUUUCUCAUAAAUAACAUCAAUACUUUGCACUCAAAAAAUGCUGAUAUUUUAAAGUGAUUCUCACCAUGGCUAUAUUAUGUUAUUGCACCGUAGGUUUUUUAGGUGAUUUUUGGAUUUGAAUUUUAUUGAUUAAAUUGGAAUCUUUUGAUUAUAAUAGUGGGUCUCACAAUUAUCAUUAUUAUUUUUCUCAAUUACAUUCCUAUAAAUUAAAUUUUAUUAAUCGAAAUAGAUUUUUCUGAUAGUGGAUUAAAUUACUUCCAUCAUUGUUGCUGAUGAUAUUCUUAUAAAUUGAAUUGGCGUCUUAUCGAUAAUGAUAGUGAAUUUGGAAAUAAAUAUAACUCUUAGUAAUAAUAUUCCAGUGUGAAGUGAGAGAUGAAGUGACAAUCACUUUUGUGUUCUUGGCAAAUGGAAAGAAUGGAACGAAUUAAAAUUUUGUCACUUUGA
Messenger RNA from Nilaparvata lugens (brown planthopper), 2482 nucleotides. RefSeq names its product 1-acyl-sn-glycerol-3-phosphate acyltransferase alpha. The transcript has 6 exons. Lineage: Eukaryota; Metazoa; Arthropoda; Insecta; Hemiptera; Delphacidae. Gene Ontology annotation, biological process: phosphatidic acid biosynthetic process. Gene Ontology annotation, cellular component: endoplasmic reticulum; membrane. Gene Ontology annotation, molecular function: 1-acylglycerol-3-phosphate O-acyltransferase activity. The coding region runs from base 445 to 1308 and encodes 287 amino acids. The record is from RefSeq and is a predicted model, not a curated record.